This is a messenger RNA of Oncorhynchus keta (chum salmon), 302 nucleotides long. RefSeq names its product amyloid-beta A4 precursor protein-binding family A member 2-like. Gene Ontology annotation, molecular function: amyloid-beta binding. The transcript is spliced from 2 exons. The record is from RefSeq and is a predicted model, not a curated record. Gene Ontology annotation, biological process: chemical synaptic transmission. The annotation marks the transcript as partial. Gene Ontology annotation, cellular component: plasma membrane; cytoplasm; dendritic spine. NCBI's taxonomy places the organism in Eukaryota, Metazoa, Chordata, Actinopteri, Salmoniformes, Salmonidae.
UUGUUAGUAAGAUCUGUCUAUUCCAGAUGCCCCACAACAUCUCAGAGCAGCAGCGUGGCAGCCCCCACUGUCCAGAGCCCCGGGCCCUACAGGAGGACAGUAACAACACACCUCCGCCUGAACCAACACAGAACAACGCCUCGUUCCCCAGCUUUGUGGAGGUCCCAGGUCCGUGUGAGCCCGAGGACCUGAUUGAUGGCAUCAUCUUUGCUGCUAACUACCUGGGUUCCACCCAGCUGCUGUCUAACAAGAACCCAUCUAAAGGAACACGCAUGUCCCAGGCGCAGGAGGCUGUGAGCCAG